UCAGGUUCGCGCUCUGAUUGGCUCCCGGCCACCCGACGCUACCGUGAGCUCCGCCACAGCAGAUGGACUUCUCGUGCUCUCCUCCUCCUCCUCCUCUUUGAUGCACGCGCCCCAGUGAUUGUUUCCAACGGCAGGAGAGCUAGCGAGUUGAACAAGGAGUUUAUCGUUAACGGACAUUUCACCUUUUACGGUGAAGAAGAGGAAAAACGGGAGGAGGAGGUGGAAAAGGAGAAUCGGAGAGCCUGCGUCCACCGGGUUUGCUCCCUCUUUCUGGUGAUUCAACAAGACCACACAGUCUUCACUACGCUCCUCUCAUGCUUACUGAGAAUGGAUGAUACAGAGUACGGGGUUCAGAUUGGAGAGAACAAGUUCAUCAGGAAGGCAACCGUCCUCUCACAUCUGAAGACGUACAACCUCUACUAUGAAGGACAGAAUCUGCAGCUCAGACACAGAGAGGAAGAGGGGGAGCUGAUUGUCGAGGGUUUGCUGAAUAUCUUCUGGGGUCUGCGGCGACCAAUCAGGCUUCAGAUGCAGGAUGACCACGAGCGCAUCCGACCGCCCCCCUCCUCUACGUCCUGGCACUCGGGUUGCAAUCUGGACAGUCAAGGUUCCCCCAACAGCACAGAUGGUCAACAAACGACACAGCAGAGCCCGCCCACAGUAGAAGUGACAGAACCUGACAGCCAACCAGAGGACGACGGAGUGAUGGAAGAGCAGGCAGAAGAAGACAGUGAGAGCUCUGCUCAGCUCCUCAGAACGAAGAGCGAUGCGGGCGUCUUGAGACGUGGCCAGCGACGGUCACCGAGCGACCAGAGGAAAAUUCGACGCCAUCGCUUCUCUAUCAAUGGACACUUCUACAACCAUAAGACAUCAGUGUUUACUCCUGCUUUCGGCUCGAUGACUAAUGUUCGAAUCAACAGCUGUAUGAGGACGCCUCAGGUGCUUCGAGUUCUCCUCAACAAGUUUAAAAUUGAAAACAGCCCAGAUGAUUUUGCCCUCUACCUCGUCCAUGCAAGCGGAGAGCGUGUGAAACUGAAGCGAAGUGACUAUCCUCUGGUGCUGAGAGUGAUUCAGGGUCCAUGUGAGCAGGUCUGCAAGGUUUUCCUCAUGGAGGAAGACCUCGGAGAAGAAGUCACAUAUGAUGUGGCACAGUAUAUCAAGUUUGAAAUGCCUGUCCUGCAGAGUUUCAUCACCAAACUGAAGGAGGAGGAGGACAGAGAGGUGCAGAAACUCAGAAGAAGGUAUACGUACCUGCGGUGUAUAAUUGAAAAGCAGCUGCGUUGUCUUCCAGAGGGGGCGGCGUGUAUGUGAGCUGCUUUCUUAAAACUGUCAGAAGUACCACAUCCUCCACCCAGCUGUGACUGAGAGAGUGACCGCUACACCCCAAUGUAUGUGUUUCAGCGAUUAUCCUGCUCCUCCUGAGCUCCUGGCUCAUCCAAUCAAUCAUCUUACACACACAACUUUAACAUGCUAUAUUAAUGUGCAUGUUGAGUGGGACCAUCUCAGCAAUAAUCUUCAGACCCAAUCCCCUUUUCUCUUUGGCAUCACAUACAUUACGCUCAGAAAGACAUUCCUUUACUCCUGUCCUGAGUAAUUUGAACCUUUCUGCAGUGCAUUUUGCAGAGUGAACCUAAAAUGAGACAUCCUGUCUGCUGUCUCUACCAUUCAGAUUACAAGCUGAUAUCCCAAAUCCAUUUAAAGCACAAACAAAUUGUAAUAUGGUCUUAAUAAAGUGCCUGUUAGAAGGUUUCUCUAAGCAAAAACGCACAAACUUUGAACAUAUUUUUGAAGUUAUCGCCAUGUAGAAAAUUCUUGGGAAAUUCUCUUUUUUACUGAAAAGUACAAUAGAACAACAUGAGACCACACCGUUUCUGUUGAUGUGAAACCGCUCAGACCACGAAGGAAAACAGGCUGCGUGCCUUUUAUGGUCCUCGCUGUUGUUAAAUAUUGUAAUUGAAGGAUAUUUAAUUGACCCUCUCCAUUUUAUCUCAGCUGAGAAGUUCACUGCAGGGAUUAUUAAAGAUUGCGUGAGCAGAUAAUCUGUUCAUGUGGUGACCAUCAGUCUCUUGGUGGUCUGAUGGAGUUUUUCUGAAGGCAUUCACAUUGAAUGUUAAGGACAUUUUAUGAUUGAAGUUAAAGGAAUAGUUUGACAUUUUGGGAAACAUUUUCUUGCAGAGAGUUUGUUGUUUGUAUAACAGCUGCUGGUUAGCUUAGCAUAGCACAAAGACUGGAAACAACCUGCCUGGCUGUGUCAGAAGGUCCACCUAUCAGAUAGCAGAUUUCUUUAAGUUUGGACAGAGGCUAGUUGUUUCCUACUGUUUCCAGUCUUUGUGCUAUGCUACUUGCUACUUGCUUGCUGUAGCUUCACAUUAACCAUACAGACAUAAGAGUGGUACUAAUAUUCACAUCAAACCUUCGGCAAGAAAUCAAAUAAGCCUAUUUCUAUUCCUUAAAAGAAAACAAAAUCCAUCCUGAAUCAGUCUUUGGCCACCUUUUUUGUUUUGUGGUGUAUUGUCCUCACUUGCAUUCCUGCCUUAUGUCAGAUGACAAGAAGAUGUCAUUGUGUUGAGAUUUUAAAAAGCACAGUAAAAUACUGUUUGAUCGAUGAACAAUUUUCAAGAUCACGCUUCACGAUGACUCCUGGUAGGCGUUGGACUUUGGACUGCCUUUACACAAAUGAAAGAAUAUUCACCGGUGGACUUUUAUUUUUAUUUUGUUACAUCCAGCAGAGAAUGACACGCGUGAAAUCCCACAAGACUGUGAAUUAUGGCGAUCACCUUUGUUGGAAGAAUUUGUGUAUAAAUGAGCAUUUCAACGCAGCACAAUUUGCCUCCACAUGUACAGCGCCUUGAUUUUGUCUGCCCGUCCAUUCAAUAUCCAUUAACAACAUUGAAAAUCUUGCCGUGUGUGUGUGUGUGUGUGUGUGUGUGUGUGUGUGUGUGUGUGUGUGUGUG
This is a messenger RNA of Perca flavescens (yellow perch), 2954 nucleotides long. RefSeq names its product Ras association domain family member 2b (gene rassf2b). NCBI's taxonomy places the organism in Eukaryota, Metazoa, Chordata, Actinopteri, Perciformes, Percidae. Gene Ontology annotation, cellular component: cytoplasm; nucleus. Gene Ontology annotation, biological process: regulation of non-canonical NF-kappaB signal transduction; signal transduction; positive regulation of JNK cascade. The transcript has 11 exons. The record is from RefSeq and is a predicted model, not a curated record. The coding region runs from base 328 to 1311 and encodes 327 amino acids.